Austrofundulus limnaeus is the source of this 12216-nucleotide messenger RNA. It is a transcript of the gene smg1, whose product is annotated as SMG1 nonsense mediated mRNA decay associated PI3K related kinase. Bases 168 to 11138 code for a protein of 3656 amino acids. Gene Ontology annotation, biological process: telomere maintenance; DNA repair; phosphorylation. The record is from RefSeq and is a predicted model, not a curated record. Gene Ontology annotation, cellular component: chromosome; nucleus. Gene Ontology annotation, molecular function: protein binding; protein serine/threonine kinase activity. NCBI's taxonomy places the organism in Eukaryota, Metazoa, Chordata, Actinopteri, Cyprinodontiformes, Rivulidae. The transcript is spliced from 64 exons.
AAGAAAAAGAAGAAGAAGAAGAGGAGGAGGAGGAAGCCCGUCGUUAGCUAGCUGUAAUGUCAAAUUGCUAACCAAUUCCUGAGACUUGUCAAAACAAAUGUGAAGAGUAAAGCCGAGGGGAGACACGGAUACCGCUGUCGGCGGGAUAUGCAGCGCUGUGAAAGGUAAUGAGCCGUAAAGCCACAGGGACUCGGCUCAGCGGCGCCCACAAACUGCGGCCACACUGGAACCACUGGCAGCCCAGCAGAGUUGACACGGUAUCAUCCAGUCAGGACGAAGUCCAGUCCAGAGAGCUUGGUUCAGCACCGCUGUAUGACCUGUUGCCCUCCAGGUGCCCUGAACAGCCAGCAGUGCAAAGUGAUGCCUACACUGUUGCAGAUGCUCAUCAGGAGGAGGGUGGAUAUGAAGUUGAUCAAGGUGUCGGUGAUACUACGUUUGGUUGGAAGUCGUUGGGGGAAGAGUUGAGGCCCAAUGACGUGACAACGGAUUUGACUUCUUUUCAGCAUGGAAUUCGUGCUUUAUCUUCUAAGGAAAUGAGGAAAUCGCAGGACAGAGGGAUGGCUCACUCAGAGGAGUCUCGACUGGCCAAUCUCCUGCGUCGAGUCUCCAGGGAGGAUGACCGGGACCGGAGGCUGGCCACCCUAAAACAGCUGAAGGAAUUUAUCAGCCAUGGAGAGAGCAAAGUGACCCUGGUCAAACAACUGGACACACUCCUCAGCACCUUGAAUGAUAUUUUGAAUGAGAGCAGUAAGCUGCUGUGGGAGUUGCGUCAGGAGGCAGCAGCCUGUUUAGGUCUGCUCUGCACCGUGCUCAGCUACGAGGCUGAACGCAUUUUCAAGUGGCUUUUUCUUAAGUUCAGCUCGAGUGGACGGGAUGAGGUCAAACUGCUGUACCUUAUGGCUGCGCAGCGAGCUUUGGAGGCUGCUGGAGAGAGGAAGGCCUUCUCUCAUAUCAUGCAGCUGGUGAUGAGCAACCUGCAGUCUAUUUUGGAGAAUGUGGACACACCAGACUUGCUUUGUCAGAGUGUGAAGUGCAUUCUCCAGGUGGCUCGCUGCUACCCGCAUGUCUUCAGCACCAACUUCAGAGACACAGUGGACAUUUUGGUGGGAUGGCACAUUGAUCACACACAGAAGCAGUCACUCACUCAGCAAGUUUCAGGUUGGUUACAGAGUCUGGAACAGUUCUGGGUGGCAGAUUUGACCUUCUCUACCACAUUGCUGGGGCAGUUUCUGGAAGAUAUGGAGGCAUAUGCAGAGGAUCUGAGUCAUGUGAUGUCAGGUGAGGUGUUGGAUGAAGACAUCCCUCCACCCUCAGUGUCACUGCCAAAAUUAGCAGCUCUGUUGAGGGUUUUCAGUACAGUGGUCCGCAGCAUUGGAGAGCGAUUCAGUCCUUUAAGAGGACCACCCAUCACUGAAGUCUACGUCACUGAUGUUCUAAACCGAGUUCUGGCCUGUGUGACAGCUGCAAAGCAAGUCCAGUUCUCAGAGGCGGUUCUGACAGCGGGGAAUGAGUGUGUGGGGGUGUUGCUGACCAGUGUGGAGCCCUGUGGUCAGCUGAUGGAAGCUAUCCUUGCUUAUGGCCUGGACCAACUACACUGCUGCCAAACCUGCGGCUCCGAUUACAGCCUAGCAGUGCUCUGUCUUCUCACACUGAUUGUUGAUCAGGUAAACACAAAGCUGCCAGUUUCUUUUGUUGACAAAUUGCUGGCCCCUGACUCCCAGCUUCUGAACCUACGCUUCCAUCCAGAAAAGGAGGUGAUGUCUGCUGUACAUGGUGUAUAUCAUGCACUGCUGAGCCUCAAAAACAUUCCCACACUGGAGGCAGCUUAUAAAAUGGUUUUAGGGGAGAUGGCAUGUGCUCUUUCCAGUCUGAUGGGGAGCUUAGAGUCUAGUGGUAAAAACCUGGCUGCUAAUGGCCCCUGUGCCAAUAUCCAGCACCCUGCUUUUGCUUCUUUAACCCUACCAGUGGAAAAGGCUGAGUUCAUCCUCCUCUUCAACCUCAGCACCCUUACCACCAUUGGAAACACCAAGAACUCUCUCAUUGGGAUGUGGGCGCUGUCUCCGACGGUCUUCACUCUUUUGAGUAACAAUCUGAUGCUGGUUCAUGCUGAGCUGGCUGUCUACUACCCCACCAUCCAGUAUGCUGUACUCUACUCCCUCUUUUCACACUGCACCAGACAUGAUCAUUUUAUCUCAUCCAGCUUGUCAUCAUCAUCCCCCUCUCUGUUUGACGGUGCUGUCAUUAGCACUGUUACCACGGCAACAAAGAAACAUUUUAGCACGUUGCUAAGCCUCCUGGGAAGUCUGCUGUCAAAGGAGCACCUUUCUCCUGAUGCCAGGAAGCUUCUGCUGACCUGGGCUCAGGAAAUCUCUUUGCUGAUGAUGAAAUCAGAAACCUACAGCCCUCUGUUCUCCCUGCCCUCCUUUAACAAGUUCUGCAGAGGCCUGCUGUAUAAUGCUUUGCAUGAAGAUCAAAGUAUUUGCCUUCAGACCUGCUACAGCUUACAAGCUCUGUCUACAUGUCUGUCCACAGAACUCCUGCAGAGGUGUGUGAAUGUGUGCAGAGUUCAGUUGGUCCACUCAGCAGUGAAGGUGAGGCAGGCAUAUGCCAAACUACUCAGGACUAUCCCCCUGGAUGUGGCUUUGAGUAACCACAGUCAGUCUGAGAUUAGAGAGAUCUCUCUGGCCAUUCGUCACCACAUGAGCUGCGCACCGAGCACCACUUUCCAUCCCCAGGACUUCAGUGAUCUCAUCAGCUUCAUCUUAUAUGGAGUCCUGCACCGAGGAGGCAAGGACCCAUGGUUGGAGCGUUUGUACUACAGCUGUCAGCGACUCGAGAAGCGAGAUGGUCAUGGAAACUCGGAUGGUAGCAGACCAGAUGUUGUGCCACAGGCCUUGCUGAAAACAGAGGUGGUGUUAUGGCAGUGGGCUGUUUGGGAGGCCGCCCAGUUCACCGUGUUGUCCAAACUCCGCACGCCACUGGGACGAGCUCAGGACACCUUCCAGACUAUUGAAGGGAUGAUCCGGAGCCUGGCUGCACACAGUCUGAAUCCAGAACAAGAUCUUGGAGCGUGGGCUGGAACUGGAAGUGAUGGAGAUGGUCACCACUCCAAUCAGCUCCGCCUCACUCUGCUGCUUCAGUACCUAGAAAACUUGGAGAAGCUCAUGUACAACGCCUAUGAAGGCUGCGCCAAUGCUCUCACUGCUCCACCGAAGGGCAUUAAGACUUUCUUCUACACGAACCGUCAGACCUGCCAGGAUUGGCUAACAAGGAUCCGCUUGGCUUUGAUGAGGGUCGGGCUUCUUUCAGGCCAGCCUGCAGUGACUGUCCGCCACGGCUUUGACCUUCUUACAGAGUUUAAAAACAGCAGCACACAGGCUCCAGAGCUUGAGGUUCCUCUUGCACUGCUGGUCGAGGCUCUGUGUGAGCUGCGUUGUCCUGAGGCCAUUCAGGGGCUCGCAGCCUGGAGCCUCCUCACUUCUGGGAAGAGUCUGGGCUGGUUGGCGUCCACUGCCCUGCAAGCUGAGGGACGGUUUGAGAAAGCAGCUCUGGAGUAUCAGGAUCAGCUGUCUGCAGUGACUGGGAUAGACUGUAGCAUCAAAAACUCAGACAACGGUUGUCUGCUGAAACUCUCCAACAGCACAAGCAGCCCCAAACACACCAGUAAUGGUGACAGCAGGAAAACUGUGCUGCUGAAGUCCACUGAGUGCUCCCCUGAGGUGGUCAACUUUCUGGCUAAUAAGGCCUGUCAGUGUUAUGUAGCACUUUCUGACUGGGCCUCAGUGAAGGAGUGGCAGACCACCAUCGGCACCCUCAAACAAAACUCCUCAAAUCCAGUCAACAUUAACCUGAGGACAGAUUUCAACUACAUCCAGGCUCUGAGCUGCUUCGAAGAAGGAGACCUGGAAGAGUGUGGGACUCAGCUGGAGCUCCUGCCUGGGGAGGACUACAGUUCAAUUUCUAGCAGCAAGGACAAGCUUGAUCUGAAGAGACUUCUGCCCUCCAUGAGUCCUGAUCCAACAGAGCUGCAGAGAGCCAUUGAGGUGCAGCUCCUUCGCAGUGCCGUCAGUGCCAUGGCUAAAGCCAGCCAACAGGAGGAGCAGAGGAACACAGAUACAUUGGUGCGAUGCCUGAAACAGACUGGGAGGAUCUGCCUGGGCCCUCUGCGUCUGUCCACCCUCACUCUGUCUGAUGCCCUGCCCACUCUGCCCACCAUGCAGCUCCACUGCACUGCCGCUAUGGAAAACACUCUCACAGGUCAAGAUGACUGUGUGAUUCCUCUUAGCAGUGAGGCCUUAAACACAUGUAAGCAACAAGAUGUUCAGCUGUUUCUCCAAGCCCUCAGAUACUCCAUGUUCCAGAGACAGCUGCUCCACAAGAUCAAAGGUUACUCUUCAUCCAUAAACGGCCAUCUUUUGGAGCUUUGUCUGACAGCUGCCAAAUUUUCCCGGAAAAAAGGCAACAUAGUUUUGGCCUCUCGCCUCCUCAGCCAGUGCUGCGAUGGGACACAGGAAGAGAAGCAACAGGAAGAUCUGUGCCAGGCUUUCAGGCAGCUCACCCUAGAGGGCACUCUGGGGGAGAAAUGGGGACCAGAGGUUCAGAUAGAAAAGGCCAAAGUCCUGAGAACAGCAGGUCAGUCCCUGACAGCCAUGGAGAUGUUAAGCAGGACUGCCCUGUCCUACUGCCACGUGGGAAAGAAUGAAGGAGCUGCCUGCCGCUCUCUGCUGACGCUCUGCAAGUGGUUGCUGGCUGACUGGAAGGACAUGACCCCUCAACUCAAACAGGUGGUAAAGAAGUCAGGAGCAGUAAAUUCAGGUGUUAUGAGCAACAUAUCACCUCUGAGCCGGAACAUCGCUGCCCUGCUGGAACUUCCUCUGGAGCAUCAGGGCAAUCCCCACAUCACUGCGGAGACUUCAGUAAAUGUGGGUGUUGGAGAGCCAGACUUUGUCUUGGGCCAGCUCUAUCAGCUCUCUACUAGCUUGGCACCAGAACUAGCCAAGUCCUGGGCAGCUCUGGCCAGCUGGGCUUAUCGCUGGGGCAGGAAGGUAGUGGACAACGCCAGCCAAGGGGAGGGAUUGCCUCUGCUUCCAGGAGAAAAGAAAGAGAUCGAGGAGCUGCUGCCAGCAACCACCAGUGAAGAAGACAAAAAUACAAUCUUCAGCAUUCUAGGACAGGCCAUGUGUCGGCCAACUGGUAUACAGGAUGAAGACAUGGCUCUACAGCAGGAUGAUGAUGAGGACGACAUGGUGGACGUAAUUUGGCGGCAGCUCACCAGCUCGUGCCCCUGGCUUGGGGAGGCGGGCCAGCACGUCACAGAUGGUCUGAUCCGGGUUUGGAGACGAGUGGUGGAUCGGAUCUUUGGUCUGUACCGUGUCUCCUGCCAUGCCUACUUUACCUUCCUCAAACUUAAUGCAGGACAGGUCCCAGUUGACGAGGAUGACCCUAAACUCCUGCUGUCCUGUCACAACAGCAAACAGAGCAAUGAUGAUGUGAUCGUCAUGGCAACUCUGCGUCUCCUCCGGCUCCUGGUGAAGCAUGCCGGUGAACUCAGAGAAGGCCUCGAGUUUGGCUUGGCUUCAACUCCUACUGCACCCUGGAGACGCAUCAUCCCCCAGCUGUUCUCACGUCUCAACCAUCCCGAGGCUUACAUCAGACAGAGUAUUUGCAGCCUGCUGUGUCGAGUGGCCCAAGAUUCCCCACAUCUGAUCCUCUACCCAGCCAUUGUAGGGUCUCUCUCUCUGGGAGGGGAGACUCAGAACGCAGGAAGCAAGUUGCCUCCAGCUCUGCCUGCAUUCUUGGGUAGCAUGCAGGGAGAGGACCUUAGUGAAGAGAAAGAGGAGGAGGAGCAGCAGCUGCAGGGUGCUGAACAAGGAGGAGUCGCAGAAGAGAUGGUCACUUGCUCCAGUCAAGACCAAGCCAUGAUGCAGGACUGCUACAGCAAGAUUGUAGAGAAACUGUCUGUAGCCAACCCAACUAUGGUGCUUCAGGUCCAGCAGCUGGUGGGAGAACUGCGCAGAGUGACUUUACUUUGGGAUGAACUUUGGCUUGGUGUGUUACAACAACAACAACAUAUGCAUGUCCAGCGUAGAAUCCAGCAGCUGGAGGACGAGGUCAAGAGAGUGCAAAACAACAACACACUGCGCAGGGAUGAAAAGAUAGCCAUCAUGCGUGAGAAACACUCUGCUUUGAUGCGCCCUGUGGUUUUUGCCCUGGAUCACGUGUGCAGCAUCACAGCAGCUUCAGCAGAAACUCCACAUGAGACCUGGUUCCAGCAGACCUACGGUGAUGCCAUCACCUCUGCUCUGGAGCGUCUCAAGAACCCAGCCAACCCUGCUAACCCGGCUAGUAGUUGGCUUCCUUUCAAACAGAUAAUGAUGAGUCUGCAGCAGCGAGCUCAGAAGCGAGCCAGCUACCUGCUCCACCUGGAUGAGAUCAGUCCUCGACUGGUCUCCAUGACAACAACACAGAUGGCCCUGCCUGGCGAAGCGUCUGCGUCUGAUGCUGUCACUAUACAAAGUGUGGGCAAAACCAUCACCAUCCUGCCCACUAAGACCAAGCCAAAGAAGCUCUUCUUUCUGGGUUCAGAUGGCCGCAACUACCCAUAUCUUUUUAAAGGGCUGGAGGAUUUGCAUUUGGAUGAGCGCAUCAUGCAGUUCUUGUCAAUCGUGAACACCAUGUUUACCAAGGUCAACCAGCAGGAGCAGCCACGUUUCCACGCCCGCCACUACUCCGUCACCCCUCUUGGAACCCGUUCAGGACUAAUCCAGUGGGUGGACGGUGCCACUCCACUUUUUGGCCUCUACAAGCGCUGGCAGCAAAGGGAAGCAGUGCUGCAGACUCAAAAGGCCCAAGAGUCCUUCCCACAGCAGCCUGUGCCUCCGGUACCUCGCCCCAGUGAGCUCUACUACAGCCGCAUCGGGCCUGCUCUGAAGGCAGUGGGUCUAAGUUUAGAUGUGACCCGACGAGACUGGCCUCUCAAUGUUAUGAAAGAUGUCCUGAAAGAGUUGAUGGAGGCUACUCCCUCCAACCUGCUAGCAAAGGAGCUCUGGUGUUCCUGCACCACACCCAGCGAGUGGUGGAGAGUCACUCAGUCAUACGCCAGAUCCACUGCAGUCAUGUCCAUGGUGGGCUACAUUAUCGGCCUUGGUGAUCGUCACCUGGACAAUGUGUUGAUUGACAUGACAACUGGAGAGGUGGUGCACAUCGACUACAAUGUGUGCUUUGAAAAAGGAAAGAGUCUACGUGUGCCAGAAAAAGUCCCGUUCAGGAUGACCCACAACAUUGAGACUGCACUGGGAGUCACUGGAGUAGAGGGCAUCUUCAGGCUGUCCUGUGAACAGGUUGUUCAGAUAAUGCGACGAGGCAGAGAGACCCUGCUCACCUUGCUGGAGGCCUUUGUCUAUGAUCCUUUGGUGGACUGGACUGCAGGGGGAGAGGUGGGCUUUGCUGGUGCAGUGUAUGGAGGAGGGGGUCAACAGGCUGAUAGUAAAAAGAGCAAGAGAGAAAUGGAGAGGGACAUCACACGCUCUCUGUUUUCCUCAAGGGUGGCUGAGAUCAAGGUAAACUGGUUUAAAAAUCGAGAUGAAAUGCUGGCAGUCCUUCCCCAAGUGGAAGAGGCUGUGGAAGAGUACUUGGUCCUUCAGGACUUGCUCUGCCAGGGGGAGAAACUACAAGUCAAACUCCAGGAGGAGAUGGAAUUCUUGGAGGGUGCAGAGAACCAUCCAGACCACGUCAUCCUUACUCUGGAACAAAGGUACUCUGAACACACCCAGCUGCAGUCACAGCAGCGGACUGUGCAGGAGGCCAUUCGGGGAAAGCUGACUGACUUGGAGCAAUGGGUCAGUCAAUACCAGGCAGCAUUUUCCAGUUUGGAGGCCACACAGCUCGCAAGCCUUCUGCAAGACAUCAGCGCUCCAAUAGAUCUUGGUCCUCCGAGCUAUGUGCCAGCUACUGCCUUCCUGCAGAAUGCAGGUCAGGCCCACCUGAUCAGCCAAUGUGAAAGUCUGGAGGCGGAGCUGAGCUCAUUGCUGCAGCAGCGCUGGGCGGCCCUUCGCAGUUGCCUGGAGCAGCUGCACAGCUACGCCACAGUGGCUUUGAUGUACCCCCGAGCUACCCUGCUUUUCCACAGAGUCCACCAGUGGAAGGCCUGGUUGGAGGAACUGCUGAGGGAUAUGACUGUGGAGCACUGCCAGCACAUCUAUAGACAGUAUGAAGUGCUGUUUGCCCCUCAGCCCCCUGCAGCUGCCUGCCAGUUUCUGUCCAACGUGGAGCUGACUCUGCAGCAUCAAGUGGCUGAAACCAACGAGCGUAUGCUGCACCAGGCGGAGCGGCUGAAGGCGGAGGGCACCACUGUAGCAGCAUGUGAGGAGCAGCUGCAGGAGAUUGAAAACUGUAUCACAGUCUUUCUACGAGAGAAUGGAGAGCCAGGAUCUCUGAGCCUCGCUGCCAUCAUCACCUCUGCCCUCUGUUCCCUCUGCAGGCGUAAUCUGGUGAUGGAGGGGGCCGCAGCCAGUGCUGGAGAGCAGCUUGUAGACUUGACCUCUCGGGACGGGGCUUGGUUUUUGGAGGAGCUCUGCAGUAUGCUUGGAAAUGUCAGCGCUUUGGUCACGCUGUUUCAACGCUGCCCUCUUCUUUCUCAUGACUUGGAGUUGCCUUCACCGUCAGUGACCAUCCAGGCUAUUUACCUGGCCAGUGGUGUUUACACCUGUUUACAGGAGCUGAACACCAACUUCAGGCAGAUCAUCUUCCCCGAGGCACUGCGCUGUAUGAUUAAAGGAGAGCCCACUCUGAAGUCGAUGCUGGCCGAGCUGGAGCAGCUGGUGGAACACAGCUCUGAUGGGCAUGGCCUGCAAGGGUUGGCUGAUAAUCUGCAGGCCACCACAGACUUGGAUCAUGAUGGACACAACCACUACCUUCACAUCACCAGCAUGUUGCGUGCCCAGUACUCAGAGCUGAUCCAGCCUCACAGUCUAGAUGAAGAAGGCCAGGACACACCGAAGAUGUCAGCCGGUCAAAUGUUGCUGGUCGCCUUUGAUGGGAUGUUCACACAAUUAGAGACUGCCUUUGGACAACUCACAGAAAAGCUGAGCUCUUUGGAGGUGCCAUUGCCCUGGAGGAAAGUAGAUGUUCUGAGGGAGGCUCGGGCCACACAACUCAAUUUCUUUGACAGCCCAAAUCAGCGUCAGUUGAUGGAGGAGGUGUUUUUCCUAAAGAGACUACAAACUGUCAGGGAUUUCUUCAGGGUUUGUUCUUCCUUUGCUCAGACACUAACUGGGACUUGCCCUCCAGCUGAGGAUCUGCUACCAUUAAAUGGACCUGUUGGUUUAGGGAAGCCACUGUUUCGUCGACCCAGUACUACUGGAUCAGGUGUGGCAGUGAUCACUGAGGAGCAGAUGACCCGUCCCAUCAAGGCUUUCACAGCCGAGUUUGUUCGCCUGAUGCUGAUGGGUCUGCCGAGCCAAGCCAUCGGUCUGGCCCUCUGCAGCAGUCUUUCUGCCCUUGGUCUGGAUGUCGUGGCUCAGGUGGAGGCAAAAGACUUUGGUGCUGAGAUCAAGGUCUCUCUGGAUGAGCUAUGUAAGAAGGCGGUAGAGCAAAGCCUCGCUUCGGGCCGGGUCUCUCAGCUGUUGAUGAACAGAGCUACGGUGCUGGCCUCCUCCUAUGACACAGCCUGGAAAAAACUUGACCUGCUGAGGAGGUUGGACAUAAACCUGGAAGCUGCCAAGGCCAGUCUGCAGAGGAGCCAACUGCAUAUCUCUGUGUUUCAGUGGCAACAUGAGGAUGUUCUGGGCCCCAGUAAUCAACCUUUGGGUGUCAGUAUUCCUCCUCGCUCUGUGAUCCUCAGCAACAUGAAGAAGAAGCUGUACAAGCUGAGUCAGGAUGAAGGAGCCAUUGUUGCCAUUCAGGAGAAGCUGGCAUCUCUGGAGUCCAGCAUCGAGCAGCGCCUCAAGUGGGCCGGUGGUGCCAACCCAGCACUGGCACCUGUCCUGCAGGACUUUGAGAUGACCAUCAGAGACAAGCGUGCCACGGUGGCUAGAGACAACCAGCGCACCAGCCAGGUGACCUUCUUGUGCUCCACGAUCCUUAAUUUUGAAAGCCUCCGGACCCGAUCCACCGAGGCUCUCAGCAUGGAUGCAGCCCUGUUUGAGCUGCUGAAACGCUGCCAGCAGACCUGCUCCUAUGCUGCCCAGUUCAGCAGCACGGUGUCUCCACUGGAGCUUCAACUUUUACACAGACUGGGCCCGGUGACAGACCUAUCAAUAGGCAGUCCUGACUGGCUGAGCUGCGCCCAGAGACAGCUGGAGGAGAAUCUGGGAAUGGAGCGGAGGAACCAGGAGGAGCAGGAGCAGCAGCUCGAGGCUUGUGGGGAAACGCUGCAGCUGCUUGUCGACUCCAUUAAGACUAUUCUCUCCAACCACAACCGUUUACUGGCCGAUGUCAAACACCUGCUUAGAGCAAUGGCAAAGGAUGAGGAGGCAGCACUAGCAGAUGGUGAAGAGGUGGCGUAUGAGGGCAGUGUACGGCACUACUUGUUGGAGUACAAAGCCUGGCAAGACAACGUCCAGCUGGUUUUAUUCACUGUGGUUCAAGCCAGUGGGCAGCAUCGCAACCAGGAUCAGCUGGAUCUUCUGGAAGAGAUCCCUGCUACCUUAAAGGAGCUGCACACCCAGAGCCUGAGUGUUUAUAAUGGUUUGGUGGGCUUUGCCUCCCCUCUGGUGACAGACAGAGAAGCUGAGUGCACCAGUCCUGUUUCUUCAGCUCAAACAAGCUUCGCAGCAGCUGUAAGAUGCAGUGGAGUGAAGACCCAGCCAGACUCCAUGUCCCAGAAUGCACGCAAAGUGGUGCCACGUAACUUGGGGACACCCACAGACACCCCACCGAGCACGCUGCUGAUGAACAGCAAAGGUCUCAACCCCAGUCCAAAGAAGGCCGUACGAGACCCCAAAACAGGACGAGCUGUCCAAGAGAGGAACUCAUAUGCAGUCAGUGUGUGGAAGAGGGUUAAAGCCAAGCUGGAAGGCAGAGACGUGGAUCCCAACAGAAGAAUGAGUGUCACAGAGCAGGUGGACGUUGUCAUUAAAGAGGCCACCAACAUGGACAACCUGGCCCAGUUAUAUGAGGGGUGGACAGCCUGGGUGUGAGCGCUACGCUGCUUCAUGUCUUUGGUCCAGCGAAGGCUUGGAGAUGCACCAGAGUCCUGCGGCGCUUGGGUGUGGGAAGAGCAGCACCGGGCCACCCAAGGAGGAGUCAAAGGGAGGCGGAUGCUUCGUCCGCCCUUCCGUACUCCCGGGCAACCAAACUGGGGCAGCGACCUCGUGGCAUCGCUGCAACCACACUCUCCCCCCCCAACAACCACCGGCAACCAGGCUAACACAGUGCUUAGUGGGCCUGCAGACCCACCUUCCUGAAUCAGGGUUUGGGUGGGUGGCAAAAAACCCCGGUGCCGGACGUGGGGAGAGGGGGGAAGGAGGGGAAAGUUCUCCUUGCCCUUCGACUUGGAAAUCCCUUCCCCCCUUACCUGCAUAGCUCGUCUUCAAGUUGUACCUAUAAACAUCACUGCCUCCGUCUGAGGGCGGGGUGGAGAGGUGAGCUGUUUUCCUCUGAAGGCGCCUUCAGGGAGGACUGUACCAGGGUCCAGUCUCAGAAGGACAGGACAUCAUGGGCACUCUUUCUUUUCACCUUUCGCUUCUGUGACGUGUGAUUCGGACGGCGGGCGUGUCUCUGAUGAGAACAAAGAAGGAACAGGAUUCUUCACGGACACUGAAACCUUAAAAAGUGCUUCGAUUAGAAAACGGUGACGAUGCGAAUGUUGUCAAAUUUGAACAGAUCAAAAAAAUAAAUAAAAAACCAGUAUAAUUCUUGUGCGUUUGUGGAUUCAACUGAAACAACACGUCACCUGAAAUAGUUUUGGAUGGCUCAUCGAUGAGAAUAAAAGCAGUCGUUACAAGAUGAGAACCUCUUAGUUUUUCCUUAAUUCUUAAUCUUUAGUCUGUGCUGUGCUUUGUAACUAUUUGUAGGAGUAGACUUCUUUUUCCCCCUUUUUUUCUUUUUUUUUCUUUUUUUCCUUUUUUUUGACUUGCCUGUUGCAUUUUAUGAAUCUUGACUAAUCUAGUUUUACAGUUUUAUUCUGAAACAUUCUGUUUGUGGUGAUGGUGAAACAUGUUAACUCCAAAGUUUUUAUUGAUAUUUGUUGGAUGCCAAAUAAACGUGAAACUGAGA